Messenger RNA from Nomia melanderi (Alkali bee), 5711 nucleotides. RefSeq names its product Rho guanine nucleotide exchange factor 2 (gene RhoGEF2). Gene Ontology annotation, biological process: G protein-coupled receptor signaling pathway. Gene Ontology annotation, cellular component: cytoplasm. Gene Ontology annotation, molecular function: G protein-coupled receptor binding; guanyl-nucleotide exchange factor activity. NCBI's taxonomy places the organism in Eukaryota, Metazoa, Arthropoda, Insecta, Hymenoptera, Halictidae. The record is from RefSeq and is a predicted model, not a curated record.
GCGAUGCACCAUGGGACGUCGGGUCGUGGUUCGCUCGAAUACAAGAUGGCUGACACUUGUUAGUGGUGUAUUUUCGUCGGGUCGAAUGCGGAUUUCCCGUGAAAAAAUCGGUGGCUUCGUAGCGGCGUACGGUGGACGGUUGUUCGCGUAGGGAACGGCGGAGUGUCCAGGCUUUCCGGCUAGCUGGUCGGUGUGAUCAUGCGCGGGGCGGACGGGGUGCACCAAGAUGCGCCGUGAAAGUGCCGCGGUCGGAAUAAUCGCCCGUCACCAGAGCCAUGUUCGUACGUGUUCUUUUGUUAUGACAAUUGUGAUAUAAUUCCAGUGGAAUAUAGUGCCAAGGUGAAGUGAGACCUCGCUUUGUCGCGCGCCUCUGCACGCCCUGGCGCGUCGCGUCGCGCGAGACCAGGCAGCAGCAGCAGCAGCAGCAGUCGGUUCCGCAGCCGAGACGGAUUAAAUGAGAGGUCAUACAGUUGUACUGCAGCCGGCGCAGAGGUAAGGGGAGGCCAGGCGGAGAUCGAAGGAGGGAUGAAUGGAACGGCGGCGUUGCGACGCAGCGUCGGGGGCGGCGUGGGCGCCGCCGGGGGUGGAACCGUCGAACUAGCACCCGUUGCCACCCUCGUCGUCUACAUGGACGAGGCCGGAUACGGGAUGAAAGUCUCCGGCGAUAACCCCGUCUAUGUUCAGUCUGUCAAAGAAGGCGGAGCAGCCGAGCGAGCCGGCCUUCACGCGGGCGACAAAAUCAUCAAGGUUAACGGCGUGAAUGUAAUGCAGUCCACGCAUACGGAUGUUGUGCAGCUCAUAAAGUCUUCGACGCAGGUGGUACUGACGGUGCAGCAGAGGCCGGUCGCGACGAGCAGCGCGGCGACGACGGCCACAGGGCUACAGGUUGGCCUGGCGGGCGGACAGCAUCAGCGGCCGGUCAGUCUGUCAGCGGGCAGCACGAUGGUAUCACCCUCGCAGCCGGCGACUUCUUUGCACAGGGCGUUCACUGCGCCGGCCGGCUCGCAGUGUAACGCGCGCAUCACGGGCCCUCAACCGGUCGACCAUGAGAAAAAGCGGCAGCUAGAAACACAGCGCGUUCAUACAUUCCAGCUUAUGUUGGAGAAUGAACAGAGUUACGUUGACAAGCUUCGAAAUGAACUUGCGAAAACGGGGAGUGGUAGUGGUAGUGGUACUGUCAAUGUUGGACUACAAGCAGAAUUAGCAGGCGCCGAAAGGAGAGUACGCACAUUACAGGAGCAGCUAGCUGCGAUUACUACUCAUGAACAGCUUUGCUCGUUGGUAACAAACACUUCGUGUUCCCCGGGCUAUUAUCCACCUUUGAAUAGUAGCAGUGGUGAUGUGCCACCACCUCUACCGUCUCGUAAAUCCUUGUCCAUGCAAAGCCUAUCUCCGCCACCAUUGCCUCCCAGACCUCCUCCUACAAAUACACACAACGUAGCCCAGUUGGAGCUGGAGCGUCAUCUGUUGACUCAUUUAACGCCCUCAACCACCAGUCAUGGCAUCCCUAACUCUCUUUCGCAGGGGGCAAAUUUGAGUUCUUCGAAUUCACUCAACAAGCAUCAAAGAACAAAGUCCAGUCCCGAACAACUAGGAACUACAACAAUUUCUCCGGCAGAAGCUAGUAGACGUUUAAUAGCAUCAGAAUCAAUGAAUGAUCUUUCCCCUCCGAGGCACGUGAGGCAUAGUGACAUUGAUCUAGAUGAAAUACCUCAUAUCACUCCUCCAGGAACCCCCCCUCCUCCAUAUCCAGUCGUUAGUCCAGGGAACGAUACCUCGAGUUCUACUAUAAAUGAUACAACUUUAAAUGAAAACAUUCCUGGAUUACCAACGUUACAACAGCCAAUCAUGUCAAUGGAAGACGAUGAUAUGAGUGACCAAGAAGUUGGACAGUUGGAAGAUCAUGGCCCAUUCAAAUCUUUGGCACGCCUAUGGGGGCAUCACGCACACCUUGCUGUAUUUAUUAAUUAUGUCUUAUCGAAUAGUGAUCCCUCCAGUCUGUUGUUCUAUUUAGUAACAGACUUGUACAAAGAAGGAAACGCAAAGGAAAUGAGGAAAUGGGCAUAUGAAAUUCAUUCUAGUUUUUUAGUACCUGGUGCACCUCUUCGUCUGCAUAAUGUAGAUGAAAAUGUAGCACACGAAAUAGAUGAUGUUCUUUUAAAAGAAUCCGACAAAGAAGAAAUCCUAAGAAAGAUCUUCUGGAAAGCACGAACACGUGCGAAAGAGGAGCUGAACGAACAACUUGCAGACUUUCAACAAAAGAGAACUGCAGGACUGGGCACGUUAUUUGGUCCCAGUGAUGCGCAGUUGGAUGAAAGUGCGUCCGACAAAGCACGAGAAACGAAAAUCAUAGAGACAUACCUUUUACCUAAGAUGGAGCCUUACCUAGAAGAUAUAGAAAAAGAACACGUAGAUCUGCGACAGUUCACAACAGCAGCUGGUUUGGCAACGAUACUGACAAAAAUUUUUCAAGUCAGAACAGUUGCACUUGACCGAGUGCCUACCUUCGUUGCCAAGGAUAAGUCAAAUAUCAAGGCACGCUUGCUUACGGGGAAAACAAGGAAAAUGACAAUCAGGGGUCACCAUUUUAUAGCUCAUCAGUACUUUACUAUUACCUAUUGCAAUCAUUGUCAGCUUAUCAUUGGUGGAAUUGGUCCGCAAGGAUACUUAUGUAGUGAUUGUUCUCUGAGUGUGCAUCGCCAGUGUGUUCGUGUGGUGGAGGAGAAUUGUCCAGGGCCACUAGUUAGGAAAGAAAGAGGCAACGAUCGUAUCAGUAAAUUGAUGGAACGUAUCAGGCCAGAGAGGAAACCCCCAUCGUCUCAUCACCACCAUCACUCUCAAAAUCAUAUGCUGCAUGUGGACAAACUUAAGAAGAGUGAGGAAGACGCUGGUGCACUGACGGAUGGAGAAAAUGGAGAGCCUCGCGGGGGUGGCGUAGCCGGAAACGCGCGUAGUAGCAGCGAAAGAGGACGCAUUUCCGCUUCCAGCGGAGUCUCUGAUCACGCAGAUAGCAUGGACAAUCCUUCCUCGCGAGAAGAUAUCUCUGAAAUGGUGCAGCAAAAUAUUUCCAGUAAGCCAAAGACGUCAAACAUAAACAGGUCUGAAAGUUACAAGGAGCGGAUACAUCACAAGCGACAGUUACGGGAAAAGCGGAAGACCAGUGAUCCAAAUCUCUCCAAAACGAAGGCUGGUUUCAGUGAUUGCGAUCAUUCCGGAUCGUUUCCUGGCAACUCAGCCGGCAGCUCGUCGAACAGCAGCCUGUCGACGAGAAGCCUGGACAGUCCGAGUACCAGCCUGGAGCACGUGCACCCGGCUACGUCGGCGACGAACACAUCCACCUCGUGGGACAGCGAUGUCGACGUCGAACCAGACCCACCGGACUGGAGCCAGGGUGUCGCUGAGGAAGUCCUUGCUAGACUCAGCAACGCUGAGAAGAAGCGACAGGAAGUUAUUAAUGAACUAUUCCACACCGAACGGUCUCACGUGCGGGCGUUGAAGGUCCUGUCACACGUGUUCCACAAGCCACUGCUGGAGUCCCUAGUGCUUCCGUCAGACCAGAUACAAUUACUAUUUUCGAAUUUGGACGAGAUGGUGACGAUUCACUCGCGGUUCAACCAGGCAAUGAAGCGCAAGAAGAAGGAGAAUCCGUGUGUGGGUGAUGUGAGUGAGCUGCUGUUAGAAAUGUUCGAUGGUGAAAACGGUGAAGCGUUUGAACGUGCCGCGUCUACCUACUGCUCGAAGCAGCAGGUGGCUCUGGACGCGUUGCGUGACCGACGUCGCAAGGAUCCAAAGUUGAACGCUUUCCUGAACGAGAUUGAGGCUAACCCACUGUGUCGAAGGCUGCAGCUCAAGGACCACAUACUGACAGGCAUGCUCCGGCUGACAAAGUAUCCACUGCUUUUCGAGAAUCUUGCCAAGUACACACCGGAGAGCAACGAGAAGGAGAGGGCUGCCGUGCUGAGGAGCCUGGACAGGAGCAAGGAGAUCCUCAGUCGUGUGAACCAAGCUGUCCGUGAGGCUGAAGAUUACCAGAGGCUCUCAGAGAUCCAACGUACCAUUGACAGGUCUGCCUUCGACAAGUUUGACCAUCCGACUGUUCAGGAGUUCAAGAAUUUGGACAUCACCAAGCGGAAACUGAUCUACGAAGGUCCACUGCAGUGGAGACGAACAGAGCAAAACCGAGCCAAGCCUGUCGACCUGCACGUGGUCCUGCUGGACGACACGAUAUUUCUGUUGCACCGACAAGAUGAAAAGUACCUGCUUAAGUUCAUCAACACAAACCAAGCGAACUCAGUGCUGAGCCCCAUCGUAAAGGUCUCCACAGUUCUGGUCAGGCAUAACGCUGUGGACAAGAACUCACUCUACCUUGUCAACACGUCUCAGAACGGUGCACAGAUCUAUGACUUGGUUGCUGCCUCGCCAGCUGAAAGGAAACUCUGGUGCAAACAUAUAUCGGAGGCAGCUGAGGCGUACAAAGCUCGUGACAAGCAAGGUAGAAGACCUACACCACCCACUACACUGCCAGAAGAACCAGGACCUACGAUCGAGGACCCAACCUCGACUGAACAUGACAAUAUUCCUGACAAGACGGAGCAAGAGCAGGAACAGGAAGCUGAACCCAAAGACCCCGCACAGGAUACUAGUGUGGAACACGAAGAGGAGAAGCCCAAUCUGCCUGCGCCAGCUGCUGAUCCUUCGACAACUGAGCAGACGCAGCAGCAACCCCAGCAGCAAUACCCUGCUGAAUCUCCAAAUUCAGGUAUGGGAGAACCUUUGCGAAUGGUUACUUGUACGCAGGUGUCAUUAAUUGAUCCAUUGGAAGUUCACGUGGAAGUACCACCUGUACACAUUGCAGAACCAGUACUUACAUCUAUAGAGUGUCUCAGGAGAAAGGAUGAAACGAUUAAGCAAGCUUUGAUAGAAAAACAAUUGUUAGUAGCAGAUAUCUUGAAUAUUCCAAAAGAAGACUUCGAGCAUGUAGCAGACAUGGCAUCUGAGCCUUCGAGCAUGGAAAAAGAACCUGCAGAACUCAUACUCGCUGCUAUUAGUCAAGCGAAUCAAUUAGUGGGUCUCCUAAAUUCUGCAUUAAACGUAAGUGAAACAGAAACCGUACUUGCAUCACGUGGAGCAUCAGUACUGUCAACACCGCCAAGCUGCGAAGCUGGAUGUCCGUCUCCAAGAAUGCAUGUUUAUCCUCAACAACCGGCUGUAUCAGUUGCAAGCUUACAACCAGUUUGUCAUUCUCUAACGUCUCAAUUGUCACAGUUACUGGAGAUUAUAAAAGGAAGAGAAGAAGAGCGAGAAAGGUUGAGAAAAGAGCUACGUAGAAGCAGAGAACGUCUUCAUGCUCAUGAUGCAGAUGUACAGCGUCGUGAGUUUUCAGAAACCUGUACCACAUCGAAUCAAACACAAACAGAACCCGGUGACAUUUUGAACAAAGAAAGCAGUAUUGACGAACCCAUGCGAGAUGAAUUCGUAGACGCGCACGGUGACUCAGAGCCGGCCGAGGAGCUGGAGCACACCCAGCACGAGACCGAAACGGAGGUGAUGGGCGACAGCGUCGGUUGAUACCAGCACCCGCCGUGCCCGCGCUAAGCAACGUCAACCUGGUGCAUUUUUGGCCCCAGCCGCUCGCGCGCUGGAGUCGGUCGCAGAAUCAUGUAAAAAAAAACGAAACAAUAACAAACGGCGAGUAGCUGCUGCUGUUCACG